GAUUUAUAUACAAUUCAUUUUGAAUGUUCGACUAAAAUAUCGCGGAGGAAUCGUCGCCAGCUUCAAUCCGGGCUAACUCUUCUACAAACCACAAACUAUAUCUGGACAGCGUUGCCACUACAGUAAUGGUGAAUGACAAAGAGGUGAAUGUGCGGACCAUUACGGUGGAGGACCGUACUGGGAAGGUGAAAGUCAGCCUGUGGCGCAACAUUGCAGCAGAGCCUGUGGUGUUGGGGGAUGUUGUUGCCAUCACCAAUAUUGUUGUCAACAGCAAGAGAUAUAACAAUGAGGAAUCCCUGUCGUCAACACAAUUUACAAAGAUAGAGGUUACUGACAUGCCAAACACCGAGAUGACGGCCACCAUUCUAGGACUUGACCUGGGUGAUGUGGAAUCCCAGUUACUCACAGAACAGGAUGGAAUCUUCAAUGUAUCAAACGAAGUGCUAGUUGCCGCCUUUCAGUGUCAGUUGGAAGACAUUACAGCCAAACUACCAAAACACUGA
Mya arenaria is the source of this 503-nucleotide messenger RNA. RefSeq lists its product as uncharacterized. Bases 126 to 503 code for a protein of 125 amino acids. The transcript is spliced from 3 exons. Lineage: Eukaryota; Metazoa; Mollusca; Bivalvia; Myida; Myidae. The record is from RefSeq and is a predicted model, not a curated record.